CAACACCAAGCUAAAAGUUUCUCACAAAACAAACUAUAAGACGAGAAAAAAUAAAAACAUAUGUUCUUCACAAAACUGAUUUCUUCUCCAAAAAUGGAUAGUGAAAUAUCAAAGAAAGUCACGGCUAUGUUUGAUCAUCACCGGCGGUUAAACCGGUCCGGAUCAUCACUGUUCACAGCGUUUGCUGCCUCGGUGAUAGCUCUGAUCGUUUUCACGGUGGUUAUCGUAUCUAACUUAUCGGUGAGAGACAUCUCGGAGGUGGUGAAGAUAGAGAUCAAGACGGUUGUUCCUUACUUGCCUCUGCGAUCAGAGAAAGAGCUAAGCGUUGGCAACAACAGUAACUACAGUAUCACAGUCAAGGAGAAUAACAAUCUCGAGAUUCUUAAAACUUUUGGAGGCAUAGGAGGCGCGUCGGAGAAGUUUCAGGAGAGAGCGACAGAGUUUCUGAGAGAUGAUGACUGCGAAGUCAGUUUCAUGAUGACGUGGAUCUCCCCUGCUGAGAUGUUCGGUAAGAGAGAGGUUCUGUCCGUGGAAAGCGUGUUUAAAUCUCAUCCUCGUGGCUGUUUGAUCAUUUUAUCAUCCACGAUGGAUUCUCCUCGAGGGUUUAGCGUCUUGAGACCGUUUCUCGAUCGCGGUUACAGAGUUACGGCGGUAACUCCUGAUCUGCCCUUUUUGCUCAAGGACACGGCGGGAGAAGCAUGGCUCGAGGAGAUUCGGACAGGGAAGAGAGAUCCCGGGAAGAUCUCUUUAGCUCAGAAUCUAUCGAACCUCGUGAGGCUCGCGUACUUGUACAAGUUCGGAGGUGUUUAUCUGGACACGGACGUGAUAGUGCUGAAAAGUUUUAAAAAUCUAAGGAACGUGAUCGGCGCGCAGACCCUCGAACCGGUUUCGAGAAACUGGACGAGGUUGAACAACGCGGUUUUGGUUUUCGACAAGAACCAUCCUCUCUUGAGGAAAUGUAUCGAAGAGUUUGCGUUGACUUUCAACGGGAACGUUUGGGGUCAUAACGGACCGUAUCUUGUUUCUAGAGUGGCUCGAGCUGUUGAAGGAACUGUUGGUUAUAACUUCACUGUCAUGACGCCUCCUGCGUUUUAUUCGGUUAAUUGGAUUGAGAUUGGGAAGCUCUUCAAGGUUCCGAGAACCGAGAAGGAUUCGAAGAGAGUUCAAGUUAAGGUUCUUGAGAUGCAGAGGAGAAGCUACGGGUUGCAUUUGUGGAAUAAGUUUAGUAGUAAGUUUGAAAUUGAGAAAGGUAGUGCUAUGGAUAAAAUUGUUUCGGAUCAUUGUGUGAUCUGUGAGAAUGUCUCUGUAUCAUAACACUUUGUAUGUUAAUUACCAUUGUAGAUUAGCUUGUAAAGUGUAGUUAACAAUGAAAGCCUUAGUAGUUUA
Messenger RNA from Raphanus sativus (radish), 1386 nucleotides. RefSeq lists its product as uncharacterized. Bases 61 to 1314 code for a protein of 417 amino acids. Lineage: Eukaryota; Viridiplantae; Streptophyta; Magnoliopsida; Brassicales; Brassicaceae. The record is from RefSeq and is a predicted model, not a curated record. The transcript has a single exon.